Fusarium verticillioides 7600 is the source of this 1170-nucleotide messenger RNA. RefSeq lists its product as hypothetical. Bases 218 to 1003 code for a protein of 261 amino acids. The record is from RefSeq and is a predicted model, not a curated record. The transcript has a single exon. NCBI's taxonomy places the organism in Eukaryota, Fungi, Ascomycota, Sordariomycetes, Hypocreales, Nectriaceae.
CCUCGGGAGGCUCGUUUGUCUGGAUAAAUUUGUUUUCGUUGACCUACUGUUUGUAGUCGAAACCACGUGAUUGUGCCAUCACAUCUUGAAAUGUCGCCUGCGCUGACUGAUUCUUUCUAAGCCAGCAUAUGAAGUUCCCUAUCAUCCCUCGCAGACGAGAACUUGGAGAAGACUAGCACCAACAACCAAAGCCAAAGAAUUAGCCUCAUUUCUCAACAUGAAUUAUCCGCGCCAAUUACCAGAGGCCGUAGAUGCACUGAUAGGAUUCCGCGUAGAAUGCCACGACAACAUCAACCUUAGCAGCAUUCGACCUCGUUGUUACAUAUCUGACGACGACUUCUGGCAGGCUGCCGAGAGCCAUCUAUCUUGGAAGCCUGUCAGAACACCAUUCGUAUCGUUCUUCAGAUCAUGGGAGAGAGCUCUGAAAUGGAGGAAACGUCUUAUUAAAAGAAAGGGGAAGGGAAUCAUGAUUGUUGCGGUUUGGUUGAAAGACUUGUCUGGAGUCUACGAUGCAUACAAUAUCGCACAAUGUCUUAUAGACCAUCAAGGCCCGAGCUCAAGCAGUGAACUGCGAGAGAAACUCGAUUACUUUCGUGGAGAACUGCUCGUUCAAGGUGGCAUCGACUACACGGAAUACAGAAUCCUGGCCUGCUUCCAGGGCGACAACCCCGAGAUCGAAAGACGACCCAUAUCGCCACUGCUCAAAAGUCCCGAGAGGAGUCUUGCUAUGUCUAUUCCAAGAGGAACUCUGUCAAUAUACGGCAAGUCAAAUCUGAGCAUCACCCAGCAAUUGGAGUGCGAAAUGUUGAGCCUCACGGGGGUUCGAAACGAUGUCAAGCUGUGCGUACUGGUGCUCGCAAUGUGUGACUGCGAAAUGGAAAUGGAAAUGGAAAUGAAGGAAGAAAACAAGAAGAUGACGAUUAAGGCUACAGAGCGCUGCGGAAACUAUGUCUUGAAAUUCGUAUCUCGCAGCUGUAACUACUAUUUCGACGUUUCCUAUUAGCCAGCUCGAUGGCACUCUUAUCUGGACGCAAUGCAGUAUGGUCUCAUGAAUGCUAUCAGGUAGUCAAGCAGUGAAGCUAGAGUAGUUAUGAAUGCAGCCGGCUCGCUUAGAGAAAGAUCAUGCCACCUGUUGCGAGGCAAAUGAAUACAGCCAAUAUCUUCCUUGUG